GUGGAAGAUUAAUUUCCAACACGGCGAAGACUAAGCAAGGUCGCGAUGAAGAUGAGGACCAGCUGUAGAUUUCCGAUUCUACACCAUGGUUUCUUUGCGGCGUUGGCUUUCGUUGCGUUGACCACGAAGAUUCUACCGGGUGGCGUUGGAAGCGUCURUGGAUUCCUUCUCUCCGGCGACAGGGUUAAAAACGACAGCAGCAGCAACUUAUCUUCUCGACAUUAUGYCCCCGUAUAUGAUAAUCAGCAAUGUCGGRUGCAUGCAGUCCAUUCGUCCUCUGAAUUUAAUGGGAAUGAUAAGCAGAAACAAGAAUAUCCCCAAUCGCCACAGCCACUCCAGUCGAGGGAGGCUUUUUUUGGGACUCUCCGGCUUGCUAGCCUCGGAGCGAUCGUAUUAUCACCGAUCGAAAAUGCCUUCGCAUUCGACGGUGGUGUCGGUGGCUUAGGAAAGACAAAACCCGAAACAGGUGUCGAGCUGUUCGACGAGACAUCCGCCCCCAUUCAAAAUGAGAAGGGGAUCGUCUCAUCGGAGAUCAAGGGAAAAGAUGGAUCUCCKAUACUGGUCGCCUUUCAGACGCCGUGGCCACUCCUUCCGACAUCAGGAGCCCUCGAGGCGCGCGACAUCCGGUCGACGGAGUCCGCCUUCGUUCAGGUCACCGGUCUGYCUGCCGCACGAAGCAGUGACCAAAAAUGGAAGUCGAAGAAGGAGUUUGAAAAGGUCCUAAUGGAAUCCGUCUUUGCAGCGCAGGGGAAAUUUGGAGCCUAUGGCCAGCCGUACGACAUCCAGGCAAAGAAGGUAGCCCGGGCAGAUGGCGACGAGAGCGACGCAAAGCCGACCCUGUUUUCCGUGGGGUUUACGACGCUGACCCCCGCCAUGCGAGAAUCGGARCGUCGGGCACUCGUUGCGGCGACCCAGGUGGGGGCCGAUACCCUGGUCAUCUUGGUGGUAACGACUACCAGCGCACAAUWUGCUUCGAAUGAGAAGACCUUCAAGGCGAUCGCCUCGAGUUUCGAAGCGAUUGCGGCUCCCGAAUCCGGUCUAAAAAACAAACGAUCCUCGAAAUAACAACGAACCCGAUGRGAAAUGACAAGACAGAACUACCACACAGCACCCAUACUUUGGWACGAAGACUUUUGCGCCUGGUCGAUCCUUAACUUCAAUUCAGAUCUAUGACGAUUUUCCCAGAUUUGAGAACACAG
Messenger RNA from Pseudo-nitzschia multistriata, 1199 nucleotides. Lineage: Eukaryota; Bacillariophyta; Bacillariophyceae; Bacillariales; Bacillariaceae. The record is from the annotation of a GenBank genome assembly.